AUAGGAGGAGGGGGGAGUUGCUGCUAUUUCUCCUGUAAUAAUUCCACCGUAUUCCCACUGAAGGUUUCUCGGCAAUGGAGCCUAUGAAGGCUUCUCUGCAACAGAAAUCAUCUCAUGGUGGAUGGAGAUCGGCCAGAUACAUCAUUGGAGUCGAAAUUGCUGAAAGGUUUGCUUAUUACGGCAUGAUGGGGAACCUCUUCACCUAUCUCACCCAGUCCCUUGGUGAGUCCAAUGCAACAGCAGCCAAGAACGUGAAUAUCUGGUUUGGAGUAUCGACUCUCCUUCCCUUGUUAGGAGCUGUGAUUGCUGAUUCCUACUUGGGUCGUUUCAAGACUAUCUUCAUCUCAUCUUUGAUCUAUCUACUGGGAUUGGGUCUGUUGACAUUCUCAGUGUCGAGUGCAGUUUCAUCACAAAUUCGGCCACCAUUGGUCUUCUUAUCUCUCUACAUCGUCUCAGUUGGGGCAGGCGGGCACAAGCCGUGUACUCAAACAUUUGGGGCGGAUCAAUUUGAUGAAGAUGAUCCAGAAGAGAAGAAAGCCAAGAGCUCAUUCUUUAACUGGUGGUACUUUGGGCUGAGUGGCGGAGCCAUGGCAGCGUUGUUGAUAGUAACUUACAUCCAGGACAACAAGGGAUUUACUCUUGGCUAUGGAAUUACAGUCGCAGCCAUGGUGGUUGCGCUUGUUUUGUUUUUGUUCGGACGACAGACGUAUAGGCAGCCGGCGCCGAAUGGGAAUGCAUUAACUCGAGUAGCACAGGUGUUUGUUGCUGCUGGCCGGAAGUGGCGAUUGUCUGCUCCGAAGGAAGAAGGCCAAGGAAUAAAUAGUAUUGAAGAAGGGAGGAGAGUUGGUGUGGCCAUGAACAAUCAGCCCAUGAGUCGAACCCUGGCUCCUACCAAUCAAUUCAGGUUUCUGGACAAAGCAACAAUCAUAGACGAUGUGGAUUUCUUGAACAACUGUAGAAACAAAUGGAGGCUUUGCACAGUGACCCAAGUAGAAGAAGUGAAGCUCCUCCUUCGCUUGGUUCCAAUCUGGUUCAGUGGUUUGAUGUACGCCGUGGUAUUCGCCCAGAUCAAUACCUUCUUCGUUAAGCAAGGUAGCACAAUGGACAGAAGGAUUGGAUCCAAGUUUCUUGUACCUUCUGCAUCACUUCAAGUCUCAAUUCCCCUAGUCAUCAUCUGUUUCGUGCCGAUAUACGACCGGAUUUUUGUUCCGAUUGCAAGAAGAUUCACCGGAAUUCCAACUGGUAUAAGAAUGCUACAGAGGAUCGGAAUUGGCCUGGUCAUUUCGAUAAUCGGAAUGGUCGUGGCAGCUCUGGUAAAGGCCAGAAGGAUUCAGAUCAGCAAAGAUCAUGGACUGGUUGAGCAACCAAAAGCACCCUUGCCCAUGAGCGUGUGGUGGCUACUUCCACAGUAUAUGGCUUGGGGAGUUUCAGACGUAUUCACAGUGAUCGGACUGACUGAACUCUUCUACGAUCAGAUGCCGGAGGACAUGCGCAGCGUUGGGUCUGCAGCUUUCCUUAGCAUAUUUGGCGUUGGAAGCUUACUGAGCAGUGGAAUCAUAUCCAUUGUGCAGUCGAUCAGCUCAAGGCAUGGAGAAGAAUGGCUGAGCAACAAUCUUAACGAGGCACACCUUGACUAUUACUAUUGGGUGCUAGCAGGGCUGAGCUCUCUGUGGCUUGGGCUGUAUAUGGUUAUAGCCAAGUUGUUUGUUUACAGAAAAAUCCAUACUGAUGCUCUUCAUAGAGGUUUUGAUGGAUGAUUGGCUGUUGCCCUGUUGGUUUCUUUUGGGCCUUUUGGGCCCAUCCAGAUAGAAGUGCAGUGCACUGGUCUUGUAGUUGUAGACAUAGCAAAUAAUGGGCCAAAGGGUAAUAGAAAAUAAUAAUUUUAUAUCAA
Messenger RNA from Nelumbo nucifera (sacred lotus), 1891 nucleotides. RefSeq names its product protein NRT1/ PTR FAMILY 5.4-like. Gene Ontology annotation, cellular component: membrane. Gene Ontology annotation, molecular function: transmembrane transporter activity. Gene Ontology annotation, biological process: transmembrane transport; oligopeptide transport. Lineage: Eukaryota; Viridiplantae; Streptophyta; Magnoliopsida; Proteales; Nelumbonaceae. The record is from RefSeq and is a predicted model, not a curated record.